AUGCAACUCCAAUUCAGCACCCUUCCUGGCCUUCUCGCCGUCUUUGUCGCCUUUCCUCUAACCUCGACCUUCGCCAACCCUGUCGAGAUCAACAGUUCUCCUAUCCCGUCAGCCUUCCCCCAAAGCCCCAGCGCCGGUGCCAGCGCCAGCGUUAACGCUGGCGCUAACGCCAACGGCCCCUCCAUCCAGGAACCAGAACGACCGAUUCCAUCUCUUAAACCUGAGCAAGCAACGGCCUCGCAGUCAUUAGUCCACUCGAUCGCAACCCUCAUUGCUUCCUCCGCCGCCUCCUCCCUCGACCCGACUACAUGCCCACCAACCCACAAUUCACGCCAGUGCUGCACAUCCGUGGACAGUCUUGCGGACGACGUGGUCGGUGAGGACGCGAUCGGCGGUCUGAUACCGUGGUUCCAGGGCGUGAAGAUCAGUAGUAUAGUAGGCUUUCAGUAUGGAACGAAAGCUAAUGUCGACUCUGGGAACAGAGGCGACCGUACUAACUUAAAUGGACAGCCCGGUACGCAGUCCCUUUUCAAGAGCGGAUGUAUCCCCUACGACAAGGCUAUCCAGGACAAGAAGGAGGCGAUUGAAAAGAGCAAGGCCGAGGCAAGUUAUCUGGCUGCGCAGUCUAGUUCCGUUCCAACGCCCACGCCUUCGAAAUAG
Molecule: messenger RNA, 660 nt
Organism: Aspergillus nidulans FGSC A4
Lineage: Eukaryota; Fungi; Ascomycota; Eurotiomycetes; Eurotiales; Aspergillaceae
Exons: 3
Coding region: 1-660 (219 amino acids)
Source: RefSeq, a predicted model, not a curated record